AUGGCUGCAAACGCCGCUACCCUCGCCUGGCGCACUGCAGGCGCCAGAGCACGCGCAGUGUCCUCCCUCCGCUACUGCCAGCGGCCAUCCGUCUUCCCGAAGCGCAAUGGCCUCGUCCCGUCGACAGCGCUACGACAUGCCUCGGACAAAGCGUCCGAGACGGCGGAGGUCGUGAAGGAGGUACCGAAGAAGGCGGGCCGAGGUUUCAAGCGCACCGUGGUGGGCACGUCGCUGGCAUUGGCUGCGCUGGUGGGAUACGUCUACGCCACCGACACGCGGGCCAGCGUCCACCGGUACGGCGUGGUGCCGUUGAUCCGGCUUCUCUAUCCCGACGCCGAAGACGCCCACCACAUCUUCGGAUACACCAUCUCCAACCCGAUCGGCAUCUCGGCCGGCCUGGACAAACACGCCGAGAUCCCCGACCCGCUGUUCGCGCUGGGCCCGGCGAUCGUCGAGGUCGGCGGCACGACGCCGCUGCCGCAGGAGGGCAACCCGCGGCCGCGGGUGUUCCGGCUGCCGUCGCAGCGGGCGAUGAUCAACCGGUACGGGCUCAACAGCAAGGGGGCGGACCACAUGGCGGCGCUGCUGGACGCGCGGGUGCGGGCGUGGGCAUACGCGCACGGGUUCGGCGACCACGAGGCGGCCAAGACGGCCGUGCUGAACGGCGCGGCGGGCGUGCCGCCAGGCAGUCUGCAGGCGGGCAAGCUGCUGGCGGUGCAGGUGGCCAAGAACAAGGCGACGCCGGACGGCGACCUGGAGGCGAUCAAGCGCGACUACGUCUACUGCGUCGACCGCGUGGCGCCGUACGCCGACAUUGUCGUUGUGAACGUGUCGAGCCCCAACACGCCGGGCCUGCGCGACCUGCAGGCGACCGCGCCGCUGACGGCCAUCCUGCGCGCGGUGGUGGGCGCGGCCAAGAGCGUCGACCGCGCCACCAAGCCCGUCGUCAUGGUCAAGACGGGCGGCUACUCGGGCCCGCAGCUGUUUGACCGCACGGUCGCGCUGGUGGCUCGCUACCGCGCGCUGCUGGACCAGGGGCCCCCGUCGGAGGGAGCCGGAGCGGCGACGGGGGCGCAGGGGGCUGAAGCGGGCUCGGCUAAGGUUCCUUCUGGGGAAGCGGCGGCUCGCAAGGUGCUGUUCGCGUCCGGGGGGAUCACCAAUGGACAGCAGGCCCGUGCCGUGCUGGACGCGGGGGCGUCGGUGGCGAUGAUGUACACGGGGGUGGUGUAUGGGGGUGUUGGGACGGUGACGCGGGUGAAGCAGGAGAUGCGGGGAGAGCGUCUCCUCGACCUCGCGCACGACCUUGCGCACGCCCUCCACUUCAUGGGCGAAGCGGCCCAAGAACAUGCCGUCGACAGCCUUCCCCAGGCCGCCGGCGCCCCACAGUCCGGGGCCGGCGCUACCGCCAUAGAGGAUGCGCACCUCGCCGGGACGGUUAUGCUCGGCGACGACGGCGCGGAUGCCCUGGACGACGGCGGCGAUGUGGUCGACGCCAGCGGGACGCGGCUGGCCAAUGGCCCAGACAGGCUCGUAGGCGAAGAUGACGGGCGCGUGCGGGGGGAUGGCCUCGAGCACGGGACGCACCUGGACGGCGCACUCAUCGACGGCGCGACCGACGGCCUCAGAGGCGAUGGCGCCGGGGGCGGUGAUCUCGCCAAUGCACACGAGGGGCACCAUAUUGUGGUCGCAGGCGGCGGCGGCCUUCUUCGCGGUGGAGGCGUCGGUCUCGGCGAAGAGGGCGCGGCGCUCGGCGUGGCCGAGCUCGACGAUGGAGACGCCCAUGUCGCGCAGGGCCAGCGGCGAGACCUCGCCGGUGUAGGCGCCCAGCGGCUCCCAGAAGCAGUCCUGGGCGCCGAGGAGGAAGGGCGGCGGGGAGGCGUCUUCCGGAGCGAGGGAGGCCUCGUAGCGGGCGAGGAUCUCGUGGCAGGGGUAGAUGGUCAGAAAGUCCGGGAUGAGGGCGAGGAGGAGCUUGGAGCGAUUGGCGGGCCGGACGAUGUCGUUCUGGGGGUCGAGGAGGGCCCGCAGGUAGUCCAGGGUGCGGGCGGGGGGAAAGUACAUCUUCAGCGAGAUGAUGAGGAGAUUGCUGGGGAGGGCUGGGAAGGCCAUUGUUGCUAUUAUUGCGAUUGA
This is a messenger RNA of Aspergillus terreus NIH2624, 2127 nucleotides long. RefSeq lists its product as uncharacterized. Bases 1 to 2127 code for a protein of 708 amino acids. Gene Ontology annotation, biological process: 'de novo' pyrimidine nucleobase biosynthetic process; pyrimidine ribonucleotide biosynthetic process. The record is from RefSeq and is a predicted model, not a curated record. Lineage: Eukaryota; Fungi; Ascomycota; Eurotiomycetes; Eurotiales; Aspergillaceae. Gene Ontology annotation, cellular component: mitochondrial inner membrane; cytoplasm. The transcript has 4 exons. Gene Ontology annotation, molecular function: dihydroorotate dehydrogenase activity.